UGUUCUUUGACUUGAAUAUACCUGUACCGUCCCACUUGGAUAGAUCAGCACGCGAUAAACUUAAACUGAUACUCUAUAGAGCAAGUCAAUGUGAUGAUAACCAAGUUGUGGUGGCACUCAACUCGACUUUGACCCAAUAUCCUAUCAAGAACGAACUAGAGUUUACAUCUUCAGAACAAUACGAUAAUAUGAAAAUACUUCGACGAGUGACCAUGGAAAUUGAUACCUUUCUGGAUAAUAGUAGUUGGGAAACUUUACAAGCGAAUUACGAUUUGGUAGCGUUACAAACGAAUGAACGGAAUGUAUUCGAACAGGCAUGCCAAUCAAAAUAUAUCGAUAUUAUUUCAUUGGAUUGUACACAACGAUUACCGUUUACUUUGGAUCCGAUGAUGAUACAAAAGGCCAUCGAAAACAACAUUUACUUCGAACUAUGUUAUGCCCCAGGGAUCAGAGAUGAUACAAGUCGUGGUUACGUAUAUCAAUUAGGUCUAGCUUUGAUUUCAAGUGGUGUGAAAGAUCAUUUAAUUAUAUCAAGUGGUGCUAUCAUUGUAUCUGAACUUCGUGCUCCUUUUGAUAUCUAUUAUUUUGCAAAAUCUUUCGGAUUAGCAAAUGACGAGGCGAAAUUCACUUAUUGGAAAACUCCUGAAUCACUGAUCACUCUGAAAUCAUUAUAAAUAGUUAGUUAUUCCUCCCACUGAUCAUCAUCAUUCCCAAUAUCAUUAUCAUUAGUACUAGAUGAUCAUUUAGACCAUUAGUCUUUCUCUUUUUUACAUUCGAAUCAUUUUUUAUAUAAAAAGAAUUGUAUUAUACAUUUUA
Messenger RNA from Halteromyces radiatus, 816 nucleotides. Its product is annotated as RNase P subunit p30. Gene Ontology annotation, biological process: tRNA processing. Gene Ontology annotation, cellular component: nucleolar ribonuclease P complex. The record is from RefSeq and is a predicted model, not a curated record. Gene Ontology annotation, molecular function: RNA binding. The transcript is spliced from 6 exons. Bases 189 to 674 code for a protein of 161 amino acids. Lineage: Eukaryota; Fungi; Mucoromycota; Mucoromycetes; Mucorales; Cunninghamellaceae.